UAUCCGGGUUUGGAAUAAAAAACAUUUGGCUUAAUUGUGCUGUUCUCUCUCGUACAAUUAUCAUUGUAUAUUGUUAAUUUUAUUUGUACUUUUUAUUCUUCGUGUUAAUUAGAGUUAAUUGUGUGAAAAAAAAAUCAAUCAAAAUGUUGAUGCCCAAGAAUAACAAGAUCGCUAUCUAUGAAUAUUUAUUCAAAGAAGGUGUCAUGGUGGCCAAAAAGGAUCCAACUAUUCCUAGACAUCCAUGUUUAAAUAGUGUUACCAAUCUUCAAAUUAUUGUUACCAUGAGAUCACUUGCCUCUAGAGGACUAGUAAAAGAACAAUUCGCAUGGAGACAUUAUUAUUGGUAUUUAACAAAUGAAGGUAUCGCCUUUUUACGUAAUUUCCUAUGUUUACCUGCUGAAAUUGUUCCGGCUACUCUUAAGAGGAAAGGAAAUGAAUCAAGAGGAGGAGCCGCUGGUGCCGGUACUGGUGGACCUGGUGCAGGAACUGGAGCUGGUGGUCCUGGUGGAGUUGGUGGCGGUGCCCCUGAUCCAAAGUUCAAGGGUUAUGGUAGAGGAAAACCUAUUUCUGAAUAAGAAGAGUGUUUGUUUUUUUUUGGGCUGGAUAAAAUGAGACAAUAUGAUUUUGAACAAAAAUACUUUGGUGUCAAGCUUUAAAUUGUCAAAAAGUAUUCACACUAAAUUAAAACUGUUUGAUUACAAAGCUUACAAAAACAAA
This is a messenger RNA of Panonychus citri (citrus red mite), 717 nucleotides long. It is a transcript of the gene RpS10b, whose product is annotated as 40S ribosomal protein S10-like. The record is from RefSeq and is a predicted model, not a curated record. NCBI's taxonomy places the organism in Eukaryota, Metazoa, Arthropoda, Arachnida, Trombidiformes, Tetranychidae. Gene Ontology annotation, cellular component: cytosolic small ribosomal subunit. The coding region runs from base 144 to 575 and encodes 143 amino acids. Gene Ontology annotation, molecular function: RNA binding; structural constituent of ribosome. The transcript has a single exon.